Sinocyclocheilus rhinocerous is the source of this 1354-nucleotide messenger RNA. RefSeq names its product neurofilament heavy polypeptide-like. Bases 32 to 1354 code for a protein of 440 amino acids. The transcript is spliced from 6 exons. Lineage: Eukaryota; Metazoa; Chordata; Actinopteri; Cypriniformes; Cyprinidae. The record is from RefSeq and is a predicted model, not a curated record.
UAACAAAAUACACUCUAACAGAUCAUUUUCUAUGAUUGUAGAUGUUAACAGUCAGGCUGUAUUCCAAGCGCUAAAAGUUCGAAACCAUUUGAAACAAGAUGGAAGCUGGAUCAACAGUUCUCAAGAUGUUCAGGACACACAGUCAGAUGUAAAAGCACGGAAACCAGUAAAGCUAGUAAAGCCUAAGAAUGUAUCAUCGCCUGAGAGCAGUUCGGUUUCUUCCUCCUUUAUGCCAUGUGCACAGAGUGCCACCAUCUCCUCCAGCCUGGACUUGUCCACACCUCCUCAAAGCUCUGAUGUUAUGUCAGCCUUAAGGAAGUUUGAGCCCCUGAACUCAACAGAAAACACACCAGUCAGGAGUGGGUCCAAACUGGCGAAAAGUGUACAUCCUGUCCUUGAUGACUCCAGGAGAGCACAUGUAGAGGAUGAAGCGGAGACAUCCAUAGUCAAACCUGCAGAGCAACCAUUAAAGACACCUGCAGAUAUUCCUAAAACAGAUGUAGUGAAGAAACCAACAGAAAAACUUGUAGAGGAACCAUUGAAGACACAUGCAGACACUCCUAAAACGGACGUAGUGGAGAAACCUAUAGAAAUACCUGUAGAGGACCCAUUGAAGACACAUGCAGACACUCCUAAAACGGACGUAGUGGAGAAACCUAUAGAAAUACCUGUAGAGGACCCAUUGAAGACACAUGCAGACACUCCUAAAACGGACGUAGUGGAGAAACCUAUAGAAAUACCUGUAGAGGACCCAUUGAAGACACAUGCAGACACUCCUAAAACGGACGUAGUGGAGAAACCUAUAGAAAUACCUGUAGAGGAACCAUUGAAGACACAUGCAGACACUCCUAAAAUGGACGAAGUGGAGAAACCUAUAGAAAUACCUGUAGAGGAACCAUUGAAGACACCUACAGAUCUUCCUGUAAAGAACAUAGUGGUGAAACCCGCAGAAGAAUCAUUGAAGACACAUACAGAGACUCAUGUAGAGGAAACAGGGAAGACACUGGUAGAUGGAGCUUCAACAGAUCAAACACAAUCCAGUGGAGCGCUGCAGGAGAAAACAGUCAAAACUCUACAUGAGAACCCAGCAAAGCCUUCAGGUACACUGCCUCUAACAACAGAGUCAUCAACUAGAGCAACGACAGAACUGAUCGAAGAACCAGCCCUGGAAGAGCACCACAGACUGAACAGUGAAGCUGAUCUGAAUGUGAAAGGUAAAACCAUGUGUUCCUUCUGCAAGCUGCCCUUAGAUGAAAAUGUGAAAAUCUCCGUCAACAUUCCUGACAUUUGCUGCCGUCGGGAUUGUUUCAAGGUUUACUUUUUAAAAAUCUUUUCUUCCUCAGUACUCAGGUGA